Diatraea saccharalis (sugarcane borer) is the source of this 1744-nucleotide messenger RNA. NCBI's taxonomy places the organism in Eukaryota, Metazoa, Arthropoda, Insecta, Lepidoptera, Crambidae. The record is from the annotation of a GenBank genome assembly.
AAUCGUAAAUUUUAUCAACAUUUUGUUGUAGUGCUUAUUAUUUCAUAUAAUAUCUCGAAUAUCGAUAAUACGAGUACGUUACUUCGCUGCAAUCAAAAAUAAAUAACAAACGUUUUUAUCUAUGAACUUUUACACUUUAUAAAAUUAGAAGGCUAAUAGGAUUAAGCUUCAUCUUAUAAAUAUAUCUUUAAAUUUUGUACUAAAUUUACUGGUGAACUGGUAGAGAAUGCAUCUUUGGCAUUAAGUCCGCCAUUUAUCUAUUACACUAGGUAAUUAUGAUUCAAUAAAUAAAUAUAACAAUUCUGUUUUGCCAGGUUAUGGAUGGGGUAUACGCCACUUACAAAUUGCCUGCAUGACACUGAGCACCAUUUGCUUGUUCAUAGUGCGUGCAAGCAUGAGCGUAGCGGUACUGGCCAUGUCAGAUAUUAAACGAUAUAACGGCACAAAUAUUGAAGUCUUUAAUUGGGAUAAGAAAACGCAAAGCAUAAUACUAUCUUCUUUCUUCUGGGGCUACCUUGUAAUGCAAAUACCAGCUGGCAUUUUAGCGAAGAAAUUUGGUGGAAAACCCACAAUCUUAGUGGCGUUAUUAGCAAAUGGAGUGAUAUGUCUUCUGGUGCCCAUGCUAGCUGCUUGGGGUGGGUGGAGAUUCGUAUGUGCUGCAAGAGUAGUAAUUGGGCUUACUCAGUCAUUUACGCUGCCAGCAUCACAUACAUUACUCGGGCAGUGGCUUCCAGCAAGUGAAAGAACUAAUUGUACUACUAUUGUUUUUGGAGGCACAAAGGUGGGAGUUAUAGCUGCUAUGGCUUUAUGUGGAAUCCUUGCUGAGAGUGCUUUAGGAUGGAAAUUGAUUUUUUAUUCAAUAUCUGGAAUGGUGAUGUUGCAAUCGAUAGCCUGGUAUAUACUAAUGGCCAGUAGUCCUAGAGAACAUCGCUGGAUAACAGAAGAAGAAAAGGAAUACAUAGAAGCUGGUCUAAAUAUUUCUGAAUCUAAAAAAACAAUAACACCGUGGAGGCACAUUUUAAGAUCGAAACCAGUAUGGGCCCUUCUCGCACCACAGGUUGGAUUCGCUAUCUGCUUCACAUUCUUCUUGACUGAUGCGCCGACUUACUUAGAUAAAGGUCUUGGGAUUUCCCUCAAGAGUAGUGCCCUCCUCGCGUCUUUACCGUAUGUGGGGAUGUGGGCUAGUAGCACCGCUGCCGGUUAUGCUUCUGAGAAGUUUUAUAACAAAGGAUUGUUACAACUGACAACUUGCAGAAAAUUGUUUCAGUCGAUUUCAUUCUUUGGAGUUGCAAUCGGGCUUUUAGUACUUUCUUUCUUGGACUCGGAAAAGAAAUCAUGUGCUGUAAUAUGUCUUAUAAUAUCUCUGACCGUGUUCGGAGCAAGUACAGCUGGUUUUGUAGUCAACCAAUUGGAUCUAUCGCCUAAUUAUGCUGGUGUCAUAAUGUCGCUCCAUAACUUCUUCUCCACUAUGGGUGGUGCUAUUAUACCAAUUUUGACGAGUGCCAUUUUACAAAAUGAUCCGACCAAUAUUAGUCGAUGGCGAUUGGUGUUUCUAAUGAUAGCGGGUAUAACACCGUGCACUGGUGUGAUCUAUCUGAUCUUCGCUACAAGUGAACGACAGCCAUGGGAUGAUCCUAAAUAUGUAGAGACAUUACAAGCUGAUCGAGAACAAUUGGCUCCAGUUUUAGAAAACGAUAUGACCACAAACAAAGAUGCUGCAAAAACAAUUGACGGAGAACUAUGA